AUGUUCUCCGAACCCAAGCCCGACAGUGACAGCGGCCCUAAUCCGCCCUGGUACACCUUCUUGCCCGAUGGACGUUUUGAUCCCGGCGGCAUUCCCGACCGUCUCCUACAACAUUCCGAGCUGCAAAAGCGGGGCAUCGUACCAACUGGUACUUUUAAACCUGGUGCCGUAUUCAGCGUCAAGGGCUUCUUGGAAAACGCUCCGCAAUUCGACCCCGCCCUAGUCAUCAAAGUUCUUGACACAAACGGGGCAGAGCUUCCCAUUUAUGAACGCCUGCUAGGCGAGCUCGAUCGCCCCAAUAACCACACUCUGCCGUCCGAGAUCACAACUGUUGGCCACCCGUUGCUUAUCAUGCCGUUCAUUGGUUCUAUCUGGGAUCUUCACGAUCCCUAUUCCUCUCCCCGUUUUCUGGUAGACUUUCUUUAUCAGUUCGUAGAGGGCGUCGAGUACCUGCAUAGCCAUCACAUCGUCCAUAUGGACAUAUCUCCGCACAAUGUCCUGUUAGGACUGCCAAGCAACGUCGAAGUGCACAAGGACAUCGUUGCGUACAGACUCUACAUCAUUGACUUCGACAUUGCGAGGCGGUUCAAGCUGGGGCCUGGUGUCCAGCCUGCAAUCACGCUCCCCGAUACCCAAUAUCCCCCUCCGAAGGGUCUCAAACAUUUCGACCCUUACUCGUGGGACGUAUAUUGCAUGGGGCUCACGAUGGAGUCUAUUAUGAAGGCGAGCCGCUGUCCAUGUUUUCAACGAUGA
Messenger RNA from Trametes versicolor FP-101664 SS1, 753 nucleotides. RefSeq lists its product as uncharacterized. Gene Ontology annotation, molecular function: ATP binding; protein kinase activity. Bases 1 to 753 code for a protein of 250 amino acids. The transcript is spliced from 4 exons. NCBI's taxonomy places the organism in Eukaryota, Fungi, Basidiomycota, Agaricomycetes, Polyporales, Polyporaceae. Gene Ontology annotation, biological process: protein phosphorylation. The record is from RefSeq and is a predicted model, not a curated record.